CGAAUCAUGAGUAAAAGUAUUGUGUUUUUUUCUACCGUUCUUGUUUUUCUCUUCUCUUUCUCAUAUGCAACUCCCGGGAUUGCAACUUUUUACACAAGUUACACUCCAUCAGCAUGUUACAGAGGUACUCAAGAAGGAGUGAUGAUCGCUGCAGCGAGUGAUACAUUAUGGGACAAUGGUCGAGUUUGUGGCAAAAUGUUCACCGUGAAAUGCAGCGGACCUCGUAACGCCGUGCCUCACCCUUGCACGGGGAAAUCCGUGAAGGUCAAGAUCGUUGACCAUUGUCCCAGUGGCUGUGCUUCUACGCUCGAUCUUUCUCGAGAAGCUUUUGCUCAGAUCGCUAAUCCUGUCGCUGGGAUUAUUAACAUUGAUUAUUUUCCGGCCUAAACGUCGAUGAAGCUAUCAAGGAAAAUAAUGCUCAAGUCUAGAAAGUCCUAAUGGAAAAUGUACACACAUCAUGACUUUUGUAUAGUAUUUCAAAAUAUGAAUAAAAUCGUCGAGAGCUUACACAGAAUAAGAUAACCAAUCAAAGUAAAC
This is a messenger RNA of Arabidopsis thaliana (thale cress), 537 nucleotides long. Its product is annotated as Barwin-related endoglucanase. Gene Ontology annotation, cellular component: extracellular region; apoplast. The record is from RefSeq and is marked reviewed. Lineage: Eukaryota; Viridiplantae; Streptophyta; Magnoliopsida; Brassicales; Brassicaceae. The transcript is spliced from 3 exons. Gene Ontology annotation, biological process: systemic acquired resistance. Bases 7 to 387 code for a protein of 126 amino acids.